Messenger RNA from Emys orbicularis (European pond turtle), 708 nucleotides. RefSeq names its product homeobox protein EMX1. Gene Ontology annotation, cellular component: nucleus. The transcript has 3 exons. Lineage: Eukaryota; Metazoa; Chordata; Testudines; Emydidae. The record is from RefSeq and is a predicted model, not a curated record. Gene Ontology annotation, biological process: regulation of transcription by RNA polymerase II; central nervous system development; neuron differentiation. Bases 1 to 708 code for a protein of 235 amino acids. Gene Ontology annotation, molecular function: RNA polymerase II cis-regulatory region sequence-specific DNA binding; DNA-binding transcription factor activity, RNA polymerase II-specific.
AUGUUCCAGCCAGCAGCUAAGCGGUGCUUCACCAUCGAGUCGCUGGUGGCGAAGGACAAUCACUUGGCUUCAGAGGAUCCCAUCCGACCUACAGCCCUCAACUACCCCAACCCUUCCGCGGCCGAGGCGUUUGUUAAUGGCUUUCACAGCGCGGCAGCCGGCAGGUCCCUGUACAGCAGCCCGGAGCUGGUCUUCCCAGAGGCCGUGAGCCACCCGUCCUUGAGCGUCCACCCGCACCAGCUGGGCGCGUCCCAGCUCCAGCACCCGCACUCCUUCUUCGCCCCCCAGCACAGAGACCCCCUCAACUUCUACCCCUGGGUGCUGAGGAACAGGUUCUUCGGGCACCGCUUUCAAGGGAGCGAGGUGUCUCAGGAGGGUUUGCUACUGCACGGGCCCUUUGCCAGGAAGCCCAAGCGGAUCCGCACGGCCUUCUCCCCGUCCCAGCUCCUGCGGCUCGAGAGGGCCUUCGAGAAGAACCACUACGUGGUGGGGGCUGAGCGCAAACAGCUGGCCAGCAGCCUCAGCCUCUCCGAGACCCAGGUGAAAGUGUGGUUCCAAAACAGAAGGACGAAAUACAAGAGGCAGAAGCUGGAAGAGGAAGGCCCCGAAUCAGACCAGAAGAAGAAAGGUUCCCAUCACAUCAAUAGAUGGCGGAUUGCCACCAAACAGUCCAACGGGGAAGACAUUGAUGUCACGUCUAAUGACUAG